AUGCCUCGCAACAGGCACAACCACACGAGGGAGGGGGCGAGGAUGAAGAAGCUGGAGCGGCAGGUGCUCGAUGUCUUCGCGGACAUGGUAGAAGCAGUGGCGCUGCCGGCGCCUCCAAUUCCACCGACAGCGGACACUGAUUGGCGCGCGACAGUAGACUCCGCAGAUCCCGCUGGAGCUCCAGCCACGCCCCGAAGCCCAUCCUACAGCAAGUUAAGCCCCGAACAAUGGCGCGAACGUGCGCACAAGGCUGAAGAGGAAGCGACUGACCUCUAUAACACCAUUGUUGAGCGCGACACUGAGAUCGCCGUCAUCACGAAGGAGCGGGACGAGAAAAAGAACGAGCUCACCAAGGCGAACGCCGCCGCCGCAACCCACUCCGACACACUCGACGCCAUCGAGACGCAAGCUAGUGAGGCAAUCGCGAAGGCCAAACUCGAGUUACAACAUGCGCAAGACGAGAUCCAUGAGCUGAAGACGGCACACCAGAAAGAGCUCGCUGACCACAAGGCGAAGGAGGCGCAGGCCAAGCAGCUGGUCACCAGUGCAUACUCGGAUGUGGAUGGUAAACAAGCGAGGAUCGACAGGGUGACGAAGGAGCGCGACGACGCUGUCGCACUGAGCGCCGCACACGAUGACGUGCUGAAGCAGACACAAGAGAGAUUCGCACAGCACCAAAUCAACGAUGUGAACGGAUUUCUGGAGCUCAUUUUGGAAGAGGUGGCGCCUGUACUACGCGAGCAAGACCUCGACGUGACACCAAAAAACAUUCUCGAGCAAUUCUUACAGGCAAGAAAUGGAGCAAACAUCAAGCGCGUCGAGUCUGGCGCCAGUCUCCACACCCGCAACGACUCUCACCACCGCGGCAGUCGCAAAACAUCUCUCCAUCACGAGCUCAGCAGCUCUGCCGAUGAUGACGAUACCGCAUACCUGUUCGAGGACACCGGCGCGGACCUGUUCUCGAAGCCCUUCGAAGAAUCGACGCCAUUGAAGAAGCCGAGGGCAAGAUCCCCGAUGCCAUGGCCGGAACAGGGCAAAUUGCUACUGCCGCCGAACCCAGUGCGCGAUGCGAAGCCAGUGCAGGACGCGAAGCCAGUGCAGGACGCGAAGCCAGUGCCCGACGCGCCAUCACUCGAGCAAUUGAAGAAAGACCAUGCCGAGCUGCAGAAGAAGUUCAGGGAAAGCAGAGCGCGUGAACUCGAGUCAUCCGAGUCCGCGGCGCGCUUGACGGCCGACCUAGAGCUGGAGUUGAAGGACCUGCGCGCCACGCUCUCCAAGCAGAACAAGAGCACCGCGCCACUGGAGCCGGUGCCCUCGGUUCAUCAUGAAAUUGAAAAUGCGGAACUGCGCGUCGAGAUUGAAGCGCUUCGCACCACACUCAAGGAGAAGCUCAAUGCCCCGGCUACCCAAUACACGAUCAUCACCCCCGGCAAGGCAACCCUGUGGGAGAGCCUCACGCAGCUACCAUGGUGGAUGAAGAUACUCCUCGGCUUCAUGCUCUCUCUCUACGCCUGCCUCUGUUUUGCUGCAUACCAAGAGCGCAAGAAAUGGACAGACGCGAACGAUCUCUCUUGGGAAAUCACACAAUACGACCUGGGCCGCGGCUACAGCUAUGGCGGCGGCUACAGCUACGGUGGAGGCUACGACUACGGCGGUGGCUACUCAGACAACCGUCUCAUACGAUGGCUCGCAGACGACGUCUUGCAGCUCACAAACGCGCCAUACAGUUAA
Molecule: messenger RNA, 1731 nt
Organism: Fulvia fulva
Lineage: Eukaryota; Fungi; Ascomycota; Dothideomycetes; Mycosphaerellales; Mycosphaerellaceae
Exons: 3
Coding region: 1-1731 (576 amino acids)
Source: RefSeq, a predicted model, not a curated record